Acaulospora colombiana is the source of this 966-nucleotide messenger RNA. Lineage: Eukaryota; Fungi; Glomeromycota; Glomeromycetes; Diversisporales; Acaulosporaceae. The record is from the annotation of a GenBank genome assembly.
AUGGACUCACCAAAAAUCUAUUACACCUAUCAAUCGCCCGUAUUCUUUGGCUACAACCCGGAUGGAAGGAGACGAAAACGAAGUACGGUGCAAACAGACGCCGAAACUCAACAAUGCACGCACAAUGUAUUAAACACAAACCGAGCGGAUGAAAAUGAUCAACCCACUCGUCCCAGGAAUGUUUUACGUCAAAACUCUCGUUCUCGACGAAACCAACAGAACAUAACCGUGGGCAAUCUGAGCGUGUCUUUGUUUGAUAAAGAUAACAGAGGUAGUUCCUCAAAUGAACUCGCAAGACGUGCAGCCGCAUUCGCUCAUUCGUAUCCACCUUCGGAUGCAUUGCCAAACACCCAACAAGUUGACCAAAUCAUCUCACAAAAAGGUUACGAAGCGUGGAAGUUUGUUUUAGAUCGGAUGAUGAUUGACGGAAAUGGAAUGCCCAGCAUAAGCAGCGAAGGACGUGUGGUGGAAUUCGGCGCAAUGAGAAGUGUUGAAGAAGAAAAACGAAGAGAGGCAGUGAGUAGUGGGACGGAGUUUAUGCACUACUUCGAGAUUACAUUGAUUUCAAGGAGCAAAUAUGUAGAAAAUAUGGCUAUCGGUUUGACAACCAGACCAUACCCAUAUUUCAGAUUCCCAGGAUGGAAUAUGCAUUCCGUGGGCUAUCACUCACGCGACGGAAGCGUCUUUCACGAAAACAUUGACGGAAAACGCUAUGGUCCCUCAUGGGGUGAUGAGAUAGGUGAAACGGUAGGCGUGGGAUAUCGACCAAACACUGGUGAGGUAUUUUUCACGAAAAAUGGAGAGUACCUGGGUGUGACAUUGAAGAAUUCAAAACAUGUAUGGUAUCCAACAGUGGCGGCUGAUGGCCCUUGUAAAUUUGAGAUAAACUUUGGAGAUAAGUGUAGGGGAUUUAGAUUUGAGAAGGCAAGAAAUUAUGGACCGGGUGCACCCUUGAAAGAGGAUUGA